CUUCUACGGCCGCCCCAAAUCAUCCCGCCUCCCCCCUUCAAACUUCAAACCCCCAAGGCUCGGAGGUCGCCGCCUCCGCCGCAGCCGCCCCAUCCGGAUCCAGCCGGCGCGGGGGAGUCUCCUCCGCGUAGAUCUGGACGGGCGCCGCUAGGGUUGGUUCCCCGCCGCCGCAUUCCCCCCCUCCUAAACCCUAGAGCCCGCCCGCCCCUUCCGAGCCAAGAAGCCGGCGGCCCCCUGCUCCCCGUCCCGCUCUCGGCGAACGGCUCCAGCGACGGCGGCCAGCCUCCUCCAGGGCCGCCUGCCGGCGCAUCCCCCCUCGCCGCCAGAUCGACGGCGGUACAGUCUUUUCUUGGUCGUUCCUCUCGGGCCUCGGCAGAUCGACGCCGGCGGCGACUCCUCUCGCCCUGCCCUCCCGAGCCCGGCUUAAAUGGCUGCAAGAAAGGAUAAUGCAGUCCUUAUUGCUUGCCAAGCUCCCAACGGCCGUGUAACACGAGCUCAAGCUGCUAAUCGUGGAAGGUUUGGAGUGCCUCACCCAGCACCGGUACCUGUCAGAACUGAACGAAAACCGGCGACUAAAGGAAAGGCGAAACGGGGAGCUUCAGAUGAGAACACUUGUGCAAGUGCUCUAACUUCAGCUCCACCUCCUAAAAGGCGAGCAGCACUCAAGGAUGUGACAAACAUAAGCUGUGCAAACUCGUUCAGAAACUGCACUGCUGUGACUAAGCUACAGUCAAGGCCCACACAAAAGGUAGGGCGAAAUCCAAGCAAAAACAAGCAGUGCACAAAGAAGGCCCCUAAGCCACCUCUUCCUGCUGUUAGUGGAACUUCAUUUGUUGUGAAUGAUUCUCAUAAUGUGGAAGAAUCUCAGAAGGCAGAGCUUUUGCCACCAAAGGAGGAGCCCACUGCUCUGCUCGAAAACAAGGGAUCGUUGUCAUUAUGGAAUAUUGCACGGAACAGGGAGAGUGGUGUUCAUGAGCCAUUCUUUCAGGGAAGAAACACAAGAGAUAAAUCUGAAACUGCUGACUCAAACACUGGGUACUAUGUUGGCUUAAACGUUAUAGACAUUGACAAAGAUAAUGGCAAUCCACAAAUGUGUGCUUCCUAUGCUGCAGAGAUAUACAGAAACCUAAUGGCUGCAGAGCUUAUAAGGAGACCUAAAUCAAAUUACAUGGAGACUUUGCAAAGGGAUAUCACAAAGGGCAUGCGAGGAAUCCUGAUUGAUUGGCUUGUUGAGGUUUCUGAGGAAUAUAAACUUGUGCCAGACACACUGUACCUCACUGUAUAUCUUAUUGAUCAAUUUCUUUCUCGGAAAUAUAUUGAAAGACAGAAACUACAACUUCUUGGAAUAACUAGCAUGCUGAUUGCCUCAAAAUAUGAAGAGAUCUGUGCGCCUCGUGUUGAAGAAUUUUGUUUCAUAACUGAUAACACAUAUACAAAAAAUCAGGUGCUGAAAAUGGAGUGCGAAGUGCUUAAUGAUCUGGGGUUUCAUCUUUCUGUUCCCACAAUCAAAACGUUUCUGAGGAGAUUCCUUAGAGCCGCACAUGCUUCUCAAAAAGCUCCUUGUGCAACUUUGGGCUAUCUGGGCAAUUAUCUCGCGGAGUUGACUUUGACCGAUUACAGUUUCCUGAAAUUUCACCCUUCAGUGGUGGCAGCCUCGGCAGUGUUCCUUGCAAGAUGGACACUCGACCAAUCAGACCUGCCAUGGAACUGUACUCUCGAGCAUUACACCUCAUACAAAAGUUCUGAUAUUCAAGGAUGCGUACGCGAUCUAUGGGAGCUGCAGCAGGGCAACACCAGCGGAAGUCCCCCCCUCAAUGCCAUACGCGAGAAGUACCGGCAGGAAAAGUUUGAAUGUGUAGCCAAUAUGCUGUCGCCGGCGAUGCCUGUGUCGCUCUUCCAUAGACAAUCUAACGGCACCAGCCCCCUGCUGAUCAACAACUCCUAGCAGCGCAGCGUCAGCCCCCUGCUGAUCAACAACCUGAUAUUUUUCGAAGAUCUUGUAGCAUCCCCUUCCCAUCAUCCUCUCCCCCUCCGAUCUGGUUGUGUUGUUAUUUCCCCCCGACCUUUUUCGAGUCGUGCAGUCGUAGGCGAUGGCUCACAUAAAUGUUGAUUGAGUUCCUGUGUAGGCUGCUGAUGGAUGCCUAGGGCUGGUAAUUGUAUGAUGAUGAUGAUCCUGUCUGUCUGUGUCUGUAUGAUAACUGAGUGAGUUCCGCUUGAUUUAGCGUAGGUUUGCGGGCGUUUCCCAGAGUUUAGUGAGUGCAAUUGCAGUGCAGUGCUCGCUCUUGAGAUUAGGAGAGCAACUGUAGUGAGUCCAGGAUGGUUGAUGUGAUGUGAUGUAACCUGUUGUUACAAGAACAUUCGUUAUUGCUUGGUUUGUAAAUGAACAUAAAUGUAGCCUGACUGUCUACAUCAUGCUGAACACAAGGGUUUGUUUGUU
Aegilops tauschii subsp. strangulata is the source of this 2437-nucleotide messenger RNA. RefSeq names its product cyclin-A2-1. Gene Ontology annotation, molecular function: cyclin-dependent protein serine/threonine kinase regulator activity. The record is from RefSeq and is a predicted model, not a curated record. Lineage: Eukaryota; Viridiplantae; Streptophyta; Magnoliopsida; Poales; Poaceae. Gene Ontology annotation, biological process: mitotic cell cycle phase transition.